Messenger RNA from Paraglomus occultum, 4695 nucleotides. Lineage: Eukaryota; Fungi; Glomeromycota; Glomeromycetes; Paraglomerales; Paraglomeraceae. The record is from the annotation of a GenBank genome assembly.
AUGUCAGCCAAAGCAAUCAGGGAAUACGAUGGAAAACUUAUUCUGGCAUACUGGUUAUUGCGCUCACCUUUGCUAGCUUCCCAGGAAUUACCACAGUCUUUUAUUCCGCCCACUAGAGUAGCUCUUAUUUCGUUUGAUACUUCAAUUUUACACGAUGUUAAUAAUAACAAUCCAGAACUGGCAUUCAAUUCUCAUGUAACGCGAACGUUGAGUAUUAUGGAGCGAACGCAUCCAUGGUUGUUGACUGAAAAACUUGUUGUCAAGCCCGACCAGUUGAUUAAACGUAGAGGAAAAUCGGGUUUACUGUUAUUAAAAGCUGACUGGAAUGAAGUUAAACAAUGGGUUACGGAAAGAGCUGGCAAAACGAUCACGGUAGACAAGGUAUCCGGAGUUCUCAAAACCUUUAUCGUGGAACCAUUUGUGCCUCAUGAUUCUUCAACCGAAUAUUAUAUAAACAUAAAUUCAGUCCGCGAUGGUGACAACAUCCUCUUUACUCACGAAGGCGGCAUUGAAGUAGGCGAUGUGGAUUCCAAGGCAUUGAAAAUGCUGAUCCCUGUCGAUGCGCCAUUUCCUUCUUCUCAAGAAAUUAAAGAGAAUCUACUUACCAACGUUCCUUCCUCUAAGCAAGAUGUACUCGUUGAUUUCAUCAGUCGGCUGUAUUCCGUAUACGUUGAUUUGCAUUUUACAUACCUUGAGAUCAAUCCACUUGUAGUUCUUGAUCCAUGCGAUGACGAGCCUCCAAAGGUGUAUUAUUUGGAUUUGGCUGCCAAGUUGGAUCAGACUGCAGAGUUUGAAGCUGGACCCAAGUGGGCAAUAGCAAGAGCACCUCGGAACGCUGGUAUUAUCGGUGAAGUUGAUGUAGGGAAUACGAACGUUGAUCAAGGUCCUCCGAUGGAAUUCCCCGCACCAUUUGGAAGAGAACUGAUAAAGGAGGAGGCAUAUAUACAAGAACUGGAUUCCAAGACUGGAGCGUCGCUAAAAUUAACUGUUCUUAAUAAGGACGGACGGAUUUGGACUAUGGUUGCUGGAGGUGGGGCUUCAGUCGUGUACAGUGACGCUAUUGCAGCUCUUGGUUUUGCACAUGAACUAGCUAACUAUGGCGAAUACUCUGGUGCACCAACUGAAGUUCAAACUUACGAAUAUGCUAAAACUAUCCUUGAUCUUAUGACACAUAAUUCCAAGCCCCAUCCUGAGGGCAAAGUACUUAUUGUUGGAGGUGGAAUUGCUAAUUUUACCAACGUAGCAGUCACAUUCAAAGGUCUUAUACGUGCGCUGAAAGAGUAUAAACAACCAUUGAUUGCACAUAAGGUGAAAAUAUACGUCAGGAGAGGAGGGCCUAAUUAUCAGGAAGGACUGAGAUUGGUCAGACAAUUGGGAGACGACUUGGGAGUGGAAAUUCAUGUAUAUGGACCUGAGACCCACAUCACCGAGAUCGUUCCAUUGGCAUUACUUAAUCAUGGAUCGGGCUUGAAUAAUAAUGAGGUACAAUUAUCUGAAUCAAUCGGAAAUGCCAUUCAAGAUCAAAUGGUCGAUACGACAAACUAUACCCAGUCAUCAAAACAUGACAAAGGCAAAGUAAAUGGAGAAUCGAGUCACAAGACAGAGGAAGAUUUUACACCUAUUGCCAAUCCCAGAGAACGAAUGACCUAUUUCGAAACGCCAGACUCUCAACCUAGUCAUCCAUGGUACGCUCCAUUUGCCAAUAAUACACGUGCAUUCAUUUAUGGUAUGCAGCCAAGAGCAGUGCAGGGAAUGCUUGAUUUUGAUUUUAUGUGCAAAAGAUCCAUGCCGUCUGUUGCUGCGAUGAUAUAUCCAUUUGGUGGUAAUUACAUGCAAAAGUUUUACUGGGGUACUAUGGAGACAUUGCUCAGCGUAUUCAAUAGCGUAGAGGCAGCGGUGAAUAAACAUCCCGACGUUGAUACGGUAGUUAACUUUGCCUCAUCUCGCUCAGUAUAUGAGUCUACGUUUGAGUUUUUCAAAUAUCCUCAAAUAAAGACCAUUGCAAUCAUAGCAGAAGGUGUGCCAGAACGUAAAGCGAGACAGAUUCUUCAUGAAGCCAAGAAACGAGGGGUUCUUAUUAUUGGACCGGCCACCGUCGGAGGUAUCAAACCUGGUUGUUUUAAGAUAGGCAAUACUGGCGGAAUGAUGGAUAAUAUCGUGGCCUCCAAGUUGUAUAGACCAGGAUCGGUCGGUUAUGUCUCUAAAUCAGGAGGAAUGUCGAACGAGUUGAAUAAUAUUAUAUCAAGAACGACCAACGGUGUCUAUGAGGGUGUUGCUAUUGGAGGUGAUAGAUACCCAGGAUCCACGUUUAUCGAUCACCUACUACGAUAUGAGAGUGAUCCCAACUGUAAGAUGCUAGUUCUAUUGGGUGAAGUUGGUGGAGUUGAAGAGUACCGAGUAUGCGAAGCAUUACGAGAUGGCAGAAUAACGAAACCAUUGGUUGCAUGGUGUAUUGGCACAUGCGCUAAAAUGUUUACUACUGAAGUACAAUUUGGACAUGCUGGAGCGUUAGCACAAUCAGAUCUAGAAACUGCUGAUGCCAAAAACGCUGCACUUAAAUCGGCUGGUGCAGUAGUACCCGAGACGUUUGAAAAAUUACCUCUUUGUCUACAUGAAACAUAUCAAAAGCUUGUUUCUGACGGUACAAUUGUACCACAACCCGAGUCAGAUACACCGAAAAUUCCUAUCGACUAUUCAUGGGCGCAAGAACUCGGAUUAGUGAGAAAGCCAGCGAGCUUUGUUUCUACGAUAUGUGAUGACCGUGGACAGGAACUACUGUAUGCUGGAAUGAGAAUAUCAGAUGUAUUCAAAGAAGAGAUUGGUAUCGGGGGCGUGUUGAGUUUGCUAUGGUUUAAGAGAAGACUGCCUGAAUAUGCUUGUCGAUUUAUCGAAAUGAUAUUGAUGUUGACAGCCGAUCAUGGUCCGGCCGUAUCUGGUGCCCAUAAUACCAUUGUCACAGCCCGAGCGGGAAAAGAUCUUAUAUCCAGUUUGUGUGCUGGAUUAUUGACUAUUGGAGAUCGUUUUGGAGGAGCACUUGACGGUGCGGCAGAGAUGUUUACUUCGGCAUAUGAUAAAGGAUUAACACCACGGGAAUUUGUAGAUACAAUGAGGCGACAAAACAAGCUGAUUUUAGGAAUAGGCCAUAAAAUCAAAUCACGCAAUAACCCGGAUUUACGUGUCGAAAUUCUCAAAGAUUUUGCCAAGCUUCAUUUUCCGAGCACCAGGUUGCUUAAUUAUGCAUUGGCAGUAGAAUCUAUUACAACCGCAAAGAAGGAUUCAUUGAUUCUGAAUCUCGACGGAGCUAUUGCAGUAUGUUUUGUGGAUCUGUUGAGAGACUCGGGAGCGUUCACAGCUGACGAAGCAGAGGAAUAUAUGAAGAUUGGAGCAUUGAACGGAUUGUUCGUGCUUGGACGGAGUAUUGGUUUUUGUGGUCAUUACCUCGAUCAGCGACGAUUGAAACAAGGUCUCUAUCGACAUCCUUGGGAUGACAUUUCCUAUUUUGUGCCUACAGUUGGGGUUGAAACUGCGCGUACGUUCGUUAGUCAAGAUCAAGUCAUUGAGAAAAGAGCUAUGCUUGCGGGACUCCAAGGUGAGCAAGAGUGUAGACUUGCAAAGAAUGCUAGACUGGCCUACGAAAUCUUAUUUAAUGAGAGUAGUAUUAGUGUGAGCGUUAGCAUUAACGUACAAGUAGAAAGCUCGCAAGAGCAACACACUUUGACUAAAAACAACCACGGGGGGUCAGCCAUCAACGCGCUUGACAAUCAACAGCCGACAACCAACCUGACCCAAAAUCAUUCUCAAAAACCGAGGCAAAAGUUUCGAAAGCGAAGUGUCACUUUAGAUAUUUGUGUAACAAAGUCGUUACUUUCCGAGGAACUCAAGACCAAAAAAUUUCCAUCAAGGACAUUUAUCAAAGGAAUCAGAAUCAACAAAGAUAAUAGUGCUAAUUUUAACGGCAAUUAUACAUCCGUAAGAAAUGGGAUCAUGGGAACGCAGGGAGAGCUCACAAAUAGUCCCCAAGAGAAGGAAGAUAAACAGAUCACAAGAAGAUGUUUAAAGUUUAAUGAUGUGCCCGUUGUCAGAGAGGCACGCUCUACAGAUAUAGAAUGCGAAAAAGAAAAAGACAUUAAGCAAGAUGAAAACGGUUGCGAACCAAAUGUACAAAGAAAAUCAUAUACAGAGAAUACAAGUAGACUAAUAAUAGACAAAAGGCAGCAUCCAUCCCCACCACCCAACAAGCUAUUUACUGACAUUCAAACAAACACAAAUACAAUCGUUAUUACCGCAUCACCGACCAAUAUGUCAGAAUAUGACCCCAAUACAUCCUUAUCGUAUCGUGCAAAAGCCAUGUCACUCUUUAAUUCUAUUCGUAAUGCUCGUUUACAUUCAUCUCGUCACUCCAAAUCACUUCCGUAUCAUCGAUUCACCUCUGGAGAUGAAACAACUACGGAUCCAUUCUCCACAGCUGUCUCUCCAAUUAGGAGAAAGAGAAAAUUAAAGAGACGGAAGGGCAUACCGAUCCCGCAUGCUAACCAGCAUAACGGGCAUAAAAGAAGACAUAAAAAGGGGUGUGAUCAUAUCGGAAAAGAAGAUGCAUUAUGGAUUGAUUUGACUUCUUCCAGGUUGAAGAUGUUUGGGCUUACAGGGGAGAGAAAAAAUGUAGACGAAGACACUUUGUGGGCAGUUUCCAUUUAG